Molecule: messenger RNA, 2661 nt
Organism: Melanotaenia boesemani (Boeseman's rainbowfish)
Lineage: Eukaryota; Metazoa; Chordata; Actinopteri; Atheriniformes; Melanotaeniidae
Gene: depdc4
Product: DEP domain containing 4
Exons: 9
Coding region: 71-1717 (548 amino acids)
Biological process (GO): intracellular signal transduction
Source: RefSeq, a predicted model, not a curated record
CAGCAGGGAGUAGAAAGCUGUCAGGUGGAGGAGUAGAAGAAGAGAAUGGAUUACGUCAUACUGUGCUCUCAUGAUGGCGGUUGAUUUGACUCCUCGGUUCAGAAGGUUGAACAGCCAAACGAGAAGUUUCCGUGAAAACGUUCAGCAUGGCUUUUCAGGACCCUUUGGAGCCACCCAGCUGUGGCACAACAUCAUCCAUGCCCUGCAGACUCAGGUAGAGGUGCGCCGCUGCAGGAGACACCUCCGUGUUCAUGCUGAAUGUUUCACAGGCUCAGACGCCGUGGAUGCAGUUCUCAGUUAUCUGAUGCAGAAUGUAGCGUUUUGCAUGAGUGAGGUGUCUCGCCUCAAAGCUGCUCGGCUCUGCCAGGCCCUGAUGGAGGCCAAGGUGUUUGAGCCAGUGGGCACGAAGCUGUUUCGCAGAGAAAAGGAGGUGACCUUUGAGGAUAGCAGCUGCAGCCUUUAUCGCUUUCUGGAAUAUAAAGUGAGCAGUUCUGCCAUGAAGGAUGACAGUGUUGAUGCAGAAAACAUGCCACCAGUGGAACGGGAGACAAAGAGGAAGAAGAGCUCAAGGUUGAAUGAGCUGAGGACGAUCUCAAAUCCUCUUGCUGUUGGACCAUCAGACAGGAGGGUUGAAAGGCUCCUGAAAACCAUCGACCUACAACCGUCCUUCUCCCAAAAUCUGAACACAACCAGCACAACUCCUGGCUUUCUCUCUAAAGCUGUGGUGGAUGAGGUUUGGAAACAGCAGACCCUGCUGCAGUUGCUGCAGACCAUCGAGUUGCCCAUGUUGGACUGCAUCCUGACCUCUCCUGAAAGGAUUCACCUUCAAGCCUGCAGAGUUCCUCUGGCCAACCAGGACCUGAUUUUCUCCAACACAUGCCUGGAAAGAGAGCUGCCUGACUCCCUCAACCUACCCCAGUUGGAUGCGUGGCUGUCAGCAGCAGCAGAUUGCUUGGAGCUGUUUCCUGAUCAGCUGAUCGUGGUUGCAGGGGAACAGCUCAGCCAACAAGAUGGCUAUACCUCUUUAAUUGAUGGCAAUGCAGAGCACAUGGCAAGCCAGAAAAGGCUGCUCUUUGACACUAUUGCCAGGUACUACAGUGGACAGGAAAAAGCUCCACUACUCUCAGGACGCUACCUGGAUAUACACGCUGCUAUUCUGAAUUUACUGGAUGAAGGGAAGUCACAGGAUGCCAUCAGAGCAUCUCAGCUGUGUUUGCGGCUGCUGGAGACGAGCUUGAGAGAUGAACUGCGGAGACUGUUGACCUUCAUGGCCACUGCAGCUCAGACUGAUGCCUGCCGGCUACAGAAGCAGACUGAUAACAGGUACUUGAUCUGCCGCACCUUUCAGAGAGCUCUUGUUCAGAACUAUGAGCUGACUCCAUCACAGAGCGAAACGCUGGUGUUCUUUCUCAUGGACAAUCACACUGAACUCUUCAAGACACCUGCAACCCUGAUUGAAGCUGUGAGGAGAACACUGAGGACUUUGCAGCAGGGCAAAGACCCCGACUCAAUUGCUACCUUCACUUUCUGCCAGCAGAUGACUCCACAGGAGUAUGAGGAUCAGCGCGAGGCUACCACCCUGGAGAGCCUCAAACAACUUCUUUGUGACAUUUCAUCCAACAAGAACAUGCCAGUUAAAGAGAAGAGGAAGCUCCUCAAAGAGUUCGAGAAGCAUCAUCCUGUGGUCUUCCUUCAGCACUUCUCCAGCACUUUCUGAAACCAAACUGGUACUGGUCUGAUUUCACAGAGGCACUUCAAAGGUUUUAGUGACGCACCUAUAAAUGCUAUUUAUACUGACACACUGAAGAAUUUGGAGCUUUUUUUUUAACAAGGCAUAAUUUCAGCCAAGCUUGUAUAAGAUUUUUUGCACUACUUUGAAAACAGUAAUUUUUCUUUAUAUGAUCAAAUGUUUUUAAUGAUGGUCUAAGAAUUUAUUUAGUACUUUAUGUUAACAAAGAGUUUGUUGUGUAUAGAUCAACAGUUAAAUCAUACAUUUCUGUGCCAAAUGUGAGGUGCUAACUGUAAGAAAUCAGUGGUGAGAAUUUAAAAAAAUUGGGCAGUUAGCCAGCUGUUCAGCAGCUGUAAUUAAUGAGAAGCAUGUGUACCAACCAAUUUUGUUAAGGUUACUUUUGGCUUCUCACAGUGCUCUUGGGUGCUGGAGCAGUGACACUUCAUAUACACUGAAUAAUAAUCAUGUUUGGUAGCAUGUCGUGUUGAAGGAAAAGUAGUAAAAAUGAAGUGGUAAUGUCACUGUACUUUGUUGCAUGAAUCAGAUUUUCUAUUAUGACUUUCUUGUUAGAUUUAAUAUGAAAUUAGAGGAUACAUUAGUAUGUUAGGCUGAAGAUAGCUCAGGGUAAUGUUAGCUUUAUUUUAUGGAUUUAUCAUGACUACCGGUAACUGAAAUAUUUUGAAUUCUAACUUUUUUUACUUGAAUUGUGGGCUUUGUGACUUGAAUGAAAAUGUUUUAAGUUUUAUGAAUUGAUAUAAAUUUUAUGAAUUUUAGGCUACUAAUUUAAUCUUUGGUCAAUGUAUUGCCUUAUUUAGACUUAUGUAGUUUUAUUCUUUAUGAAGCAAGCUUGUACAAAAAUAAUUCACUCAUUUAUGUAAUCUUUUGUUUGAAAAGGCAUACAAUUUGGGGGUUCACUUUAAAAUCCUGAAACA